Messenger RNA from Vigna angularis (adzuki bean), 3324 nucleotides. RefSeq names its product serine/threonine-protein kinase Nek5. Gene Ontology annotation, molecular function: ATP binding; protein kinase activity. Bases 330 to 3176 code for a protein of 948 amino acids. The record is from RefSeq and is a predicted model, not a curated record. The transcript is spliced from 14 exons. Lineage: Eukaryota; Viridiplantae; Streptophyta; Magnoliopsida; Fabales; Fabaceae. Gene Ontology annotation, biological process: protein phosphorylation.
CUAAAUUUAGUCACUGUUACACGCUUAUCAACUAAAGUAGUAUUAUUAAUUCACAGCAUGUCUCGUCUGCAGCAUUUCUUUACUUGACUUUGUUGUCCUUCAACUCUCUCUUCUCUCUCUCUCAACUCUCUUUUGCUGUAGGUUUGUGUCCGUUUAUAGCAUUUGGAAGAAGCAAAAGGGUUGGUGCCUGAAAUUCACACUCACAACAGUAAAAAAGCUUUGCCAUAAAAUAAAGAAUCGGACAUUUCCUCAAUUGGGUUCUCAGCAAAUCAGGAUCUGCUGCUUCAGUGUUCACUGUUUUUGUCUUGUAGCUUCUUUUGGAGGUUUCCAUGGAGAGUAGUGGCAAGAUGGAAGACUAUGAAGUGAUUCAGCAAAUUGGAAGAGGGGCACUUGGUGCAACUUUUCUUGUUCUCCACAAGAUUGAGAAAAAGAGGUAUGUGCUGAAGAAAAUUCUCUUGUCCAAACAAGCUGACAAAUCCAAAGUGACAGCACAACAAGAGAUGGACCUGAUAGCUAAACUAAAUUACCCUUAUAUUGUGGAGUACAAAGAUGCUUGGGUGGAGAAGGAGGAUUACAUAUGCAUUAUAACCGGCUAUUGCGAAGGGGGUGACAUGGCUGCAAAUAUAAAGAAAGCUCGGGGAUCUUAUUUUUCGGAGGAGAAAGUCUGCAAAUGGUUGACUCAGUUGCUACUAGCUGUGGACUACCUUCACUCCAAUCGGGUACUCCACAGAGAUCUUAAGUGUUCCAACAUAUUCCUUACCAAAGAAAAUAACAUUCGGCUAGGUGAAUUUGGUCUUGCGAAGCUUCUCAAUCCUGAAGACCUCACUUCUCCGGCUUUUGGAACCCUUAACUACAUGUGUCCCGAGGCCUUUGCUGGUAUGCCUUAUGGUUAUAAAUCUGAUAUGUGGUCACUUGGUUGCUGUAUGUUUGAAAUUGUUGCACAUCAACUAGCAUUUCGUGCUCCAGACAGGGCUGGACUUAUCAAUAAAAUAAAUAGAUGCUCCAUUUCUCCGUUGCCAAUUGUUUACUCGUCCACACUGAAACAACUUAUCAAGAGCAUGCUGAGGAAAAACCCAGAACACAGACCAACAGCAUCUGAAUUAUUAAGGCAUCCUCAUUUACAACCUUAUGUUCUACGCUGUCGUAAUGCUUCAUCUAUUUAUUUGCCAGUACAUCUUAUAAAUAGUAACUCUCCAAAGGAUAAAACUAAAAACAAAUCUAGUGGUAGCAAAGACCAUUGGGAUAAGGAAGCAGAAUUAGCAGGAUUAGUAAAUCGGUUGGACCGAAUUUAUCCAUUGGAGGGAAAUGGAGAUGUACAGACACGGAACCCGCAUAAUGAGGACAAGCUAGCAAUGCCAACCAAAGACAAGGUUGAGACCAAAAUGGUUGAUUCUACCAGCUAUACUCAGGAAUUUUCUACGAGUGUUAGUGGCUCAAAAGAUGGCUCUACAACAUCUGAAUCAACUGUUUGCAGUGUGAGCAAGGAAGGAGACUUUAAAAAUAGAUUUGCAAGGGACCCAGCUGACAGUGAGAUCACUUCAAAAAGUACAAUAGAUUGUGUGCAUGAAGAACAAGGACUUACUACCCAUAAGUCAUACGCAUUUGACAUAAAUACAGAAAUUAAAAAUGUUGAAGAUAUUCUUUCCAAUGAAGAUCUCAUUACAGAUGAAGCACUCAGCGAAGGUGCCAAAACUGGGGAUUACAGUAAAUCCACAAUAUCCAGUGAAGGCAGCGAGGGCAAUGAUAAAGAUGAGUCCAUUGAUGAGAUCAUGUCAAAGAGUACCCUUGAUUCUGUGCAUGAAGAACAAGGACUUACGGUGGAUCAUUUUCGGAAGUCGGAUGUGGUUGACCCAAGCACAGUAUCUACAGAAGUUGAAGAUAAUUUUUCCAGUGAAGGUUUUGAUAAAAUGGAAACAGAGAGGGAAAAUGACAAACUUGAGGACUCCAAAAAAUCAACAGUGUUCACUGAAAACAGCGAAGGCAAUGAUAAAGAUGUGUCCAUUGAAGAGAUAACUUCAAAGAGUAUUCUAGAAUCUGUGCAUGAUGAACAAGAAUUUACUGCUGAACAUUUUCCAAAGUCAGAUGUGAUUGACACGAAUGCAGUGGCUACAAAAUUUGAAGAUAAUUUUUGCAAUGAAGCAUUUUGUGAAACUGGAACAGAGACGAAAAGUGGUAGACAGGACUCCAGAAUAUUAGGGUACAUUGAUGACAUCAGAUUGAAGAGUACACUCGAUUCUAUGCAUGAAGAGAAAUGGUUUAUAGCUGAACCUGCUCAAAAGUUAGAUCUUGUUGACAUAAAAGCCACAGCUUCAAUACAUGUGGACAGAGUUUCUAAUGAAGGUUCUGGUGAAGCUGAAGCACAGAGUGAAGAUGCCAAACUUGAGUGCUCCAGUAAAUCAAUAAUUUCCUACGAUAACAGCAACGAUAAUGAUGAAGAUGGAUCUGGUGGUGAGAUCACUUCAAAGAGUAUGCUAGAAUCUGUAGGUGAAGAACAAGGACUCACUGCUGAGCAUUUCCAGACGUCUGAUGCAAUAGACAUAACUACAGUGACUACAGAAUUUGAAGAUAAACUUUCCAAUGAAGGUUUUGAUAGAGCUGAAACACAGGAGAAAGAAGCUAAACCUGAGGGCUCCAUUAAAUCUUUGUUCAGUGAAGAAGGCAGCAGCAGUGAUAAAGACGGGUCCAUUGAUGAGGAAAGGUCAUCAUCCCCACUGGCACAACCUUUUAGGGUUGAACAUGACACUGAAACUGGAAGCAGCUUGAAGGAAGAUGAAAAACCUGAAGGAUUUAAAGAGGGCUCACACACGAACAGCUUGACUUCUGAUACUAAGGAUACGCAUCCAGGUAAGGAUGAAAACAGAGAAGACACCCACACAAUCAGUUGCUCAACGUGUAAAGAAGACAGCAAGGCUGUUGUGACCCAGAAGCCAGCAAAUGACAUUUCAUUAAUGAAGCGUCUUUCAAGAGGCAGUAAUGCUUCUUGCCAGCAAAGAGCUGAUGCUUUGGAAUCUCUGCUUGAGUUAUGUGCACAGCUACUUCAGCAAGGAAACUUUGAAGAGCUUGCUGCUGUGCUAAGACCAUUUGGAGAAGAUGCUGUAUCUGUGUCUUCCAGAGAAACAGCGAUAUUGCUAACAAAAAGCCUCAUGGCCUCCCAAAAACUUAAUCCUGAAACGUAGUUUGUGAGAGGUGUUGUGCUCAUUAUUUAAACAUUGUUGUAAGAAAAAUGUGUAUUUCCAAAUAUUACAUGAGUUUGUUUCUGAGACUUUAGCUUGAUUGAAGAUUUGAGGCUGGAGAAUAACAUCCCAUAAAUUCUUUGCUUGUAAA